Messenger RNA from Penicillium canescens, 2439 nucleotides. RefSeq names its product peptidase family M20/M25/M40 protein. The record is from RefSeq and is a predicted model, not a curated record. The coding region runs from base 1 to 2439 and encodes 812 amino acids. Lineage: Eukaryota; Fungi; Ascomycota; Eurotiomycetes; Eurotiales; Aspergillaceae. The transcript has a single exon.
AUGAAUCCGGGCGCUCAGUCUUUUGGCGAGCGCAGAGGGCAUCGGCUCGCCCCGCUGCAGACCAAUUUUAGCCGUCCAACGGCUUCGAAAUCCCAGUCGCAACGGCCGCGGCCGACGGAAUACCCCAGUACCAAUGGUUCAGAAGGCCCAGUUCCGCUCCAAAGUCCGGUCACGGUAAAACGGCAAUCCUCCAAAACAAGUCUGCGCAAUCUUUUUGGGCGCGACAAAACUUCGCGCGUCCCCGAGCCGAAACUGGAGGAAAUAUACGAGUCCCUACCUGAACCGCAGACGGCCAUCUUUACUGAAAUGCCAAUGUCGCCGUCGCUGAUGAGUCCCCGUACGAUUGACUCGGCCCCGACGAUUACCUCCCCGACCACCGCCCAGCGUCCUCGCGCAACGUUGAAGACCGCCCGUCCGAUACCGCUGGAGGGAAAGCUAUCCGCGCAGGAUCAAUAUGGUUGGAAACCGCCCCCGUUGUUCCAAGCUUACCCCCAAUCUACCAAGCAUGACUGCCUCUCCGCACCUGCGCUCUCCGCCGACUCGAUCUUGCGCCUACACGCCAUACGGGCAAAAAACUCGAUCGAUGGAGCUACCGUCAAUGCCCUGGAACAGGAUGAGGCUGCCAAUGCGGCUCGCAAGAGACGCGAACAAAAAGAGAGAAAGCAUCUGAGGACACUUUCUGGCACCAUCAACAAGGUGGAAUGGACGCAGAAGAUAUAUGUGCUGGCUACGGCGGGUUAUAUCCUGCAGUAUGCAGGAGAUGGAAAGCACGAUCGCUUGCCGGAGAAAAUGUUGCUCUUGGGACCCAAGUCUGUCGCAUUUGCCAGUGAUGCCAUUCCGGGGAAACAUUGGGUUCUUCAGGUGUCUCAUAACCCUUCAACAGACCCAGAUUCCAGCGUGCCCGAGCGUCCUAAACCUCGGUUCUCGCGCUUUGGCUUUCCUCGUUCCAAUACCCGGCGCUUUGCGGGUAGCUUUCUCCUCAUCUUUGAUAAUCCCGAUGCGAUGAUCGCUUGGUUGACAGCAGUGAGGGAGGAGAUUGAGAAACGGGGAGGACCGAAGCUCACACAGGAGAAACACUCGGAGGAUGAAAUGCCCCAAUUGCGGUCUAAGUCGAGUAUCAGACAGAUGGUGAAGAAGGAUCCCCAUCGUAUUUCCAGUCUGUUCCUUCAGCCCCAGACUCUCCAAUCUCCAACCGAGGAGGAUGAUGGGCUGUCUGUUGGUGGCACAACUUGGCAAUCCCGCCGCAGCUCUUACGUAUCAGUCAAUCGCCGAUCUGUCAUUGAAUCUCGAUCUGGGUCGGUGUCGACUAGUCGAACUGAAGCUACGAAUCCUACGAAUGGGUCCGGACUUUCGUCUGUUUCUGACGUACGUUCCUCGUCAUUUACUUCUUCGAACGUACCCAACUCGCCGGUGAACGGUGCUUUCAUGUCUGAUGAGCCUCUGCCUGAAGUGGCUGAUCGCACUCUUACGCGCAGUCCGCCUUCUUCGAGUCAUGGAGUUCGACAGUCUGUCUAUAUGUCUCCGAUCCCUCCACCUCUACCCAUAACCGACGUGAUGGAGCAAGCCCCUUCGCCACCUGUGCCUGAGACCCUCAUCCGGAGUGCAUCACCCCCAGCGCCGAAUUUCAGUGUUCCCUUGUUUAGCAAGAAAUUCGUCCCCAGAGGUGGACCGGUACCAAUUUCGCAUGCUUCCCCUCCCGUAUCAAGCAACGCGUUCUCUCGUCGAGUUGACUUAGCCGAUCCGAAUAUGUCUACAUUCUCUUCUCCGCCGCAAUCUCCUACAUUUAGCGUUGCCAGUUCGCGCCAAACGGACUCAUCCGAGCCUCGGCGUAUUCUGCGUGUUUCCAACUCGGAGGAUGCAUUGGCAAGAACGGUGCGCUCUACCCAGAACGGCACCAUCUUUUCCCGCAUGCCUCGAGCACCACCUCCGACAGGACCACUACCAGACCCGACUUCUUCCUCUCGCCCUACGAGCAUAGUUGGCCGUCCCGGAAUGAGGAUUCAAGAUACCAGCGAGCCGCAGGUUCCAACUGCUCCCCCGGCAGAUCCAGCACCACGCAACAGAGUUUCGACCGUUUAUCCUGAUAAUCAUCCUUUGAACAUGUCUCGCCGUAAGAGCAUGCCAGGUCUGGGCCUGUCAAUUGGACCUCCCGCUGCACCACCUCCCAACUGCCCACUUCCGAAGCUUCCCUCACUCACGAAUCCCGCUGGCACUGCCACUGCAACUCCCGCUCCAGCUCCUGCUGUGACUCCGUCUCCACAUAUGUUGUCGCCCUUGUCUCCGACUUCUCCAAUGGAACGGUUUUACGGAUCCCAGCCUGUGCGAGACCAUGUCGAGGAUCGUCGAGUAAGCGGUAACAAGCCUGGUACCACAGCAGCCCAUGCAAAGCCACUUGCAAAAGCUCAGCAUUCGAAACUGGUUAAAGGACCACCAGUAUAA